Cuscuta epithymum is the source of this 398-nucleotide messenger RNA. NCBI's taxonomy places the organism in Eukaryota, Viridiplantae, Streptophyta, Magnoliopsida, Solanales, Convolvulaceae. The record is from the annotation of a GenBank genome assembly.
GGGAAGGUAAUUGAGAAAGAUGAAGCGCAACCCAUUCUUAAGCCACCGGAGAAGGUAGAAGCUGAAAAUAAAGAACUUGAAGCUGAAUCAGUGAAUGAGGAGACCGGGCUGCACGAAGCUGAAGAUCCAUAUGUGCCACCUAAGCCAUAUGUUCCACCCAUUCCUUUUCCAAACAGGUUAAAAAGUUAUAAGCUUAAUAAUUCUUUUGAUGAGAUUUAUAAGUUGUUGUCUAAGGUUAAUGUGAACUUGCCUUUUCUUGAAAUGAUAAAAAACAUGCCUGCCUACGCUAAAUUUUUGAAAGAAUUGAGCACUAGAAAGCGUAGGUAUGAACCAAAUGAAAAAGUGUUUGUUUCUAGUGCUGUUUUGCAAAAAGAUUUGCCUCCAAAAUUAGAAGACCC